Messenger RNA from Onychomys torridus (southern grasshopper mouse), 1674 nucleotides. RefSeq names its product DDB1- and CUL4-associated factor 1-like. NCBI's taxonomy places the organism in Eukaryota, Metazoa, Chordata, Mammalia, Rodentia, Cricetidae. Gene Ontology annotation, cellular component: Cul4-RING E3 ubiquitin ligase complex; nucleus. The record is from RefSeq and is a predicted model, not a curated record. Gene Ontology annotation, biological process: protein ubiquitination. The transcript has a single exon. Gene Ontology annotation, molecular function: histone H2AT120 kinase activity; nuclear estrogen receptor binding. The annotation marks the transcript as partial.
CCACCCCAGGAUUCACUGCCUUUGAUUGGCAGGAUAAGUUUUAUCAGAGAGAGGCCAUCACUUUGCAAUGGCAGGAAUACCCAAGUGUUGUGGCAAAAGUCAGAACCCAGCACACACAGCCAGAGCCAUGCUGUCAAAACACAACUGGACAGACAUCUUUCUUCCCCACCAACACUGGACAGUAUCAUCACAGAGCAUCUUAGAGAGCAACAUGCUCGCUGCAAGAACCCCAUUGCCACCUGUCCACCUUUUUCUCUCUUUACUCCUCACCAGUGCCCUGAGCCAAAACAGAGGAGGCAAGCCCCAACAAACUUUACCUCAAGGCUAAACUGCAGGGCAUGGUUUCCAAAAUAUGGAGGUAUAGAUGGAGGAGGCUUUGAUAGGCAUCUUAUCUUUAGCCGAUUUCAUCCUAUUUCAGUGUUCCCGGAAGCUCAUGAAGAUGAGAGUGGCUUGACAUGUUGUGCAUUCUCAGCCCUGGAGCGGUUCCUGAUGCUUGGGAACUGUAGAGGGCAGCUGAAGCUCUACAACGUAUUUAGUGGACAGGAAGAGGCCAGCUAUAACUGUCACAACUCAGCCAUCACACACCUUGAACCUUCCAGGGAUGGGUCCUUACUUCUGACAUCUGCCACUUGGGGCCAGCCUUUGUCUGCACUUUGGGGGAUGAGGUCAGUAUUUGAUAUGAAGCAUUCCUUCACAGAAGAUCAUUAUGUUGAGUUCAGUAAGUACUCUCAGGAUCAGGUCAUAGGCACAAAAGGAGACAUGGCCCAUGUUUAUGAUAUUGAGACUGGCACCAAGAUGUUGACUCUGUUUAACCCAGAUCUUGCCAACAACUACAAGAGGAACUGUGCCACCUUUAAUCCUACAGACGAUCUUGUCUUAAAUGAUGGGGUCCUCUGGGAUGUCUGCUCUGCACAGGCCAUCCACAAGUUUGACAAGUUCAACAGGAAUAUCAGUGGUGUUUUCCAUCCCAAUGGGCUGGAGGUCAUCAUCAAUACAGAGAUUUGGGACCUUCGAACUUUCCAUCUUUUACACACAGUUCCUUCUCUGGAUCAAUGUCGUGUGGUGUUUAACUACACAGGGACAGUGAUGUAUGGAGCAAUGUUGCAGGCAGAUGAUGAAGAUGACUUCUUGGAAGAGAGGACGAAAAGCCCCUUUGGGUCAUCCUUCCGAACAUUUAAUGCAACUGAUUACAAACCUAUAGCAACUAUUGAUGUGAAACGGAAUAUCUUUGACCUGGGUAGAGACACCAAAGACUGCUAUCUUGCUGUCAUUGAGAAUCAAGGCAGUAUGGAUGCCCCUAACAUGGACACAGUAUGCAGGCUUUAUGAAGUGGGCAGGCAGCGUCUGGCAGAGGAAGAAGAUGAAGAGGAGGACUCAGAAGAGGAAGAACAGGAGGAAGAGAGUGAAGAUGAUGGCACAGAUGAUGUAGAGAACUUGGACACUGACCAGUGGCAAGAUGCAGAAAUGGAGGAGGCUGACAACAGUGAGAACGCUAUGCAGGAUGGGGACAAUGUCCUCUCUCCCUCUGAUGAGGAGCUAGCAAGCCUAGAGGAGGGAGAGGAGGGGGAAGAGGAAGACUCUGAUGCAGAGGAGGAAGAGGAAGUGAUUCUGGUGGAGGACAGCUCAGACCACUCUGAUUGGGAAGAUGACAUCUUCUUCUCUCUGAAUGAGUGA